UGCAAUGCAACGCUCGUUUCCAUGACGACAACGGCUAAUUUCUCCGGCAGCCAUCGUCUGGUGUAGUCUGCUCCAAGUGCCCAGAUCACCCUCCCGGUCACGGCUGCUCUGUAAACAUGCUCGGCACUUCACAACGUGACCCACUGGGCGGCGGUAGGGCUCCACAGUGUGGCGGCCGUGCUGCUCCCAUCCGCUGAACGCCGCUCGGCAGACUGUCUCUCUCACGGAAGCGACCAGCCUCCCAGGCGUCUUCUUAAUUUGAAGGGCACGGGCAAGCCGACAGUGUUCAUCGACGCCCGCGUCGCAGCCUGUAUCUUUAACGCCAGCGGCAGGAGAAGGCAUCAGGCUUACAUUUGCUUCUGAGAUGUAGCCUAGAAUAGGAUAUCUAUCGGCUUCACUGACCCCCCUGAUGCCCAACUGCUCCCCCUGACAUCGCCGGUGUGCAAGGUGCUGAGAUGCCGAUGGUGUCGCUCGGGAAGUGGCUGGGAAGUUCACUGCUUUAAGGCUCAGUCAGUUAACAUCUUCCUCCUGGAGUGGCUCUCUAUCCGGAGUCCUCGACCUCUUCAUCUGCAGGAAAGGUUGCGUCAACACACAACAACGAGCAGCGCAUCCGGAAACAGUCGGAUAACAUAUCUACAAAACGUAAACACUACAACAGAAAUUUUUGGAAAUGGAUCUAGGUAACCAGAACCAAAGCCAGACGCAAGCAGACAACUCAUGUGGAGCAGCAGAGGUUCCAGCACACGUCCCAGCAGCAGGUGUCGGUGCCCCAGCCACCAACCUCACCCCUACCCAGCCUGCAGGUCCCGUCAGACCCCGGCGGCCCCAGAGAAGCCCUAGGGUAGAGAGCUCUGUAGACAUCUGUGAACCCAAAGCUGAACCUGCACCGCUGACCAACCAGGACCAGUCAAGCCCUGAUGGGGCUUUGGUUAGUCAUCCCAAGCCCACACGACCCACAGCAGCCAUACCCUCAGCAGAGCCCACUGUGGCCAACGUGAAGGCAGGUCCUAAAGGUCCAGGCCACCAGCCCAUCAGGGCCGCCUCAGUUCCCCAUCCACCUGCUGCCAGGCCUAUGCCUCCUCACCUCAACCCUCAUGCCCAGAGGGCCUUCUCUGUAGCGGGCACUGCAGACACACAGCCCCAGACUGUCGAGGACUUCAGGGUGCACAUAAUCACAUGGAACGUGGGCUCUGCCAUGCCACCUGAUGACAUGACUUUCUUGCUGGGGCUGAAUAUGGGUGACGGAAACACAGACAUGUACAUCAUUGGGCUACAGGAAGUGAACUCUAUGAUUAACAAAAGGCUGAAAGAUGUCCUCUUCACAGACCAGUGGAGUGAGGUCUGCAUGGAGAGACUCAGCCCCUUUGGUUAUGUGCUGGUGACAUCACAGCGGAUGCAAGGGUUGCUGCUGCUGGUCUUUGCUAAGUACUACCACCUGCCCUUCCUCCGUGGAGUCCAGACUGAGACCACCCGCACUGGCCUGGGGGGUUACUGGGGCAAUAAAGGUGGGGUGAGUGCCCGCAUGUCUGUGUUUGGUCACACCAUCUGCUUCCUCAACUGCCACCUGCCUGCUCACAUGGAGAACUCAGAUCAGCGCAUGGAGGACUUUGAGAGCAUCCUGCAACAGCAGCAGUUCGAGGGCCAGUCUGCCACAGGGGUGCUUGACCAUGAUGUUGUGUUCUGGUUUGGAGAUCUUAAUUUCCGUAUUGAUGACCUCGAAAUGCAAGUGGUAAAAUCAGCUAUUGAUAACAACAAGUUUUCCAUGCUGUGGGAAAAGGACCAGUUGAACAUGGCCAAAGACAGUGAGACAGUGUUGGAAGGAUUCCUAGAGGGGCCACUUAAAUUCGCUCCCACAUACAAGUUUGAUGUUGGGACAAACACAUACGACACAAGUGGGAAGAAGCGUAAGCCAGCAUGGACUGACCGGAUCUUGUGGCGCCUGAGGGCCACCGCACCCGCUGGCCCAUCUCCCAGUGCAGGGAAGCGUGGCUCCAUUUCAGGGUUGACCAGCGGGACAAAAGUGACACAGCACUGCUACCGAAGUCACAUGGAAUACACUGUCAGUGACCACAAACCAGUCUCCUCCAUCUUUACACUACAGUUCCAGUAUAAGGUGGAUAUCCCCUUGGUCACACUCAUAGUGGAAGAUGAAUGGAAUAGUGUUGCUGAUGCCAUAGCCAAAUUCAAAGUUGCGCCCAACUAUUCUCGCAGCUCCUGGGACUGGAUUGGGCUGUACAAGGUGGGUUUCAAACAUCACAAAGACUAUGUGGGAUAUGUCUGGGCCAAGCAAGAGGAAGCUGAUUUCCAUCGACAAGAACAUCAGGUAACCUUUACCGAGGAGGAAUUGCCCAAAGGCUCAGGGGACUUUAUCUUGGGUUACUAUAGCAACAACAUGAGCACAAUCGUGGGUGUAACAGAGCCAUUUCAGAUUCAGCUUCCCUCCUCAGGCCUCGAUGCCAGUGCUUCAGACAGCUCUGACUUCAGCUCAGAGGAUGACAGCACUGUUGUGCUUAUGAAGACCAGGUCCCGCAGCCCCAGUCCAGGGAAGGGGAAGCACCGCAGCCACCGCAGCCGCAGCACUAGUCACAGCCGCAGCCGCAGCCGUAGCCGCUGUGGCAGCCCUGUGCAGACCAAAAUGAAAGGGCUCAACCUCAGCGAAGGGUCCCCCUCUGUCCCCAGCACUGCGGCUGAAAGCAGCUCCACAAAAAGCCCAGCAGAGGGCAGCUGCAGUCAGGCAUCUCCUCCAGGGGAAAAAGCAGCAGCACAGACUGGGGAUUCAGCGUUGUGAUGCAGACCCAAGACCCCGUAGCCAGUGUUGUGUGUUUUAUUUGAUACAUUCACUGCACUUCCUGUAAUGUAAAUGUUUGAUUUCUGAUGCCAUAUUUUCAGGACUAGAGUUAGCUACCUGGUUUAUUAAAAGAGGCUUAAUUUGCCUUGAGUUAUUUUUUUCUUAAGCUGUACACAUUGUGUUUUUUUAAUUUGUAUACCUCUCCCUCUGUUGUUUUCUAUCUCUGUUCCUUCUCAGGCGUACCUAGUACAGGGAGCACACCUUGCAUAGGAAAAUACUUAGAGCAAGGAUCAAAGGUCAUACAGAGAUACUAGUCAAAGCAAAAUGGUUACUUAUACUUUUUAAAAGCCAUUUUCCACACAUUUCAACAACAUUUGGAAAGUGCAGUAUGUAAAGGAGCACGUGAGCAGCAGAUGAAGCAUUUGUAACAACGAAGAGCCUGCCUUUGACAGGGCACAUUCCUCACAAACAGGACUAAUUCCUGUUUGCUCCCCUCGGGGAAACAUACAUUUCUGACACGUAUGAAGGUACACGUGUGCUAGUUAAUGGGCCUUUUCUGAUUCAAGUUUUUACUCCUUGAAAACCUUUAUUCAUAAAACACAAAUCACAUGGUUGCAGUUAUCUUUCUAAUGCUUUGGUAGAUGUUUGACUUUUUGUUUGAUGUUUUCAAAAUAGGAGGAAGUGAGCGACUCUGGCUGACUGACUAUCAGUCUAGGUAUGUUUGACAUAGGUGCAAAAACUACUAUGUAGAAUUUUGCUUUAUACUUUGGUUAGUGUGAUUCAAAGCUACAAUGUUUUGCUAUGGUGAAUUAUUGCUUGGAUGUUUUAUUUUUGUGUGUGACAUUUGCUAUAGUACAUUAAUUUGCUCAUUAUUUAGACUUUUUUUUUUUAAUUUCACCUUUCCUCUGUUUCUCUCUAUUGUCUCUUCUACUCCAGAUCCUCCUUUGUACUGUAGGUCCCAGUUAGCUGACAGUGUGCUGUCACUAGUAGUGAUGUGUUGGAUUGUUACCUUGUGACCUCCAAGACACCAUCUUAGAGACUUUGUACCUUAGACCUGUUAGCGUAGAACAGUGUACACUGUUGUACUGUGACCAUAUUGUGUAUGUAUGUUAUCAUGAUUGUAUGUCUGUAUAUAUGUGCUUUUAAGGAAGGGAUUAGAUGUAUGGUCGAGUGGAAGUGUGUGUGUGUAGCUAGACGUGGCUGUGAAAAUGAGGUGUGAGUGUGUUUGCAUGGUUUGCUGCUGGACAUACUGUACAUUCCGGUACUGUGACUUUGUGCCGUAAAGUGCUGUUUUUGACUCCUCUUUGUUAUAUUUGUGGCUGUGAAAAUGUUAGGUGGUAAGGACAGUUUAAAAAAAAAAAAUAAGACAAUUUAACCUCGAGCUAAA
Messenger RNA from Myripristis murdjan (pinecone soldierfish), 4175 nucleotides. It is a transcript of the gene inpp5jb, whose product is annotated as inositol polyphosphate-5-phosphatase Jb. Gene Ontology annotation, cellular component: cytoplasm; plasma membrane; ruffle. The record is from RefSeq and is a predicted model, not a curated record. Gene Ontology annotation, molecular function: phosphatidylinositol-3,4,5-trisphosphate 5-phosphatase activity; phosphatidylinositol-4,5-bisphosphate 5-phosphatase activity. The transcript is spliced from 13 exons. Lineage: Eukaryota; Metazoa; Chordata; Actinopteri; Holocentriformes; Holocentridae. The coding region runs from base 671 to 2788 and encodes 705 amino acids. Gene Ontology annotation, biological process: negative regulation of peptidyl-serine phosphorylation; phosphatidylinositol dephosphorylation.